This is a messenger RNA of Telopea speciosissima, 1934 nucleotides long. RefSeq names its product probable WRKY transcription factor 14. Lineage: Eukaryota; Viridiplantae; Streptophyta; Magnoliopsida; Proteales; Proteaceae. Gene Ontology annotation, cellular component: nucleus. The transcript has 3 exons. The record is from RefSeq and is a predicted model, not a curated record. Gene Ontology annotation, biological process: regulation of DNA-templated transcription. The coding region runs from base 276 to 1604 and encodes 442 amino acids. Gene Ontology annotation, molecular function: DNA-binding transcription factor activity; transcription cis-regulatory region binding.
UCUCUCUCUCUCUCUUCUCUCAUGUAGUCUAAGGAACUUCUCCCUUAGUUUUUGAGAACAAAAUCAAUCUCAACCUUCUCAACCUUUUUCCUUUUUUUUUUUUUGCUUCCCCAGCAAAACCCAUCUUCCCAAAAGUGUGAUUUCCACCUAAAUCAAAUCCCCAAAACUUCACUAAAAAUUCAUCUUCUUCUUUUGAUGUUUGUUUGUUGGGUUCAAAAAACCAAUCAAACCAAAGUCAAAAUGAAAUCAGAUUCCUUCUACUUAUAGUUCUAAAUAUGUGUAGUUUAUCUUGGCAAAUGAUGGAGAAUUAUCAAGGUGACUUAGCAGAUAUAGUUCGUGCUGGUGGUGGUGGUAGUAGUACAAACAUCAACCCAAUUUCAGAUUGGCAAUUCUCUUCAGAACCCACAAAUUUUCAGUCCUCAACACUGGAUGAACAACAUGUUGCUGAUGAUUUUGGUGAUCCAUUUGUUAGUUCGCGAGAUCCAUUACUACACGAUCUCGGAAUAUCGAGUUCAUCAUCAUCAUCAUCAAGCUUCUUUGAUCACUCAAAUUCUUCUAAUAACAACCUUGUUAAGAUGAAUGUUCAUCAUCAUCAAGAGAGUAGUAGUGUUACUAAUAGUCUUCUUGCUCAGAAGAUUUUGGAUGAAGAGAUGAGGCCUUGUAAUAUCCUCUCAAGGAUGCUUCAGAUCUCAUCAAACACAAAGAUGCCAGUUUCUUCACCCGGUGGAAACAUGUCGACGACGAUGGUGGCUUCUUCAUCACCAAGGGGAAUUAAGAGUUCUUCUUUAGCUGCAAGUGAUCAUUUACUUAGGGUUAAUGGCUCUACAGGUUGUUCAAUAGAGAAUGCAGGGUUACAGAUCCCCUCACCACGAAAUCCUGGUAUCAAGAGAAGAAAGAGCCAGGCAAAGAAGGUAGUUUGCAUCCCAGCACCAGCAGCUGGAAACAGCAGACCUACUGGCGAAGUAGUGCCAUCAGAUCUCUGGGCAUGGAGAAAGUAUGGCCAGAAACCCAUCAAAGGUUCUCCUUAUCCAAGGGGCUACUAUAGAUGCAGCAGUUCUAAAGGUUGUUCUGCGAGGAAACAAGUCGAGAGGAGUCGAACUGAUCCAAACAUGUUGGUUAUUACCUACACCUCAGAACAUAAUCAUCCAUGGCCAACCCAGAGAAAUGCUCUUGCCGGGUCUACAAGGUCUCAACCAACAAAGAAUAAUGCAGCUUCAAAAAUCUCACCAUCCUCACAAACCCAAAAAUCCACAAAUUUGAAGGAAGAACAGAAAGACAACAAUACUGAUAGUGUGUCCCCAACCACUAUUAAUCCUGAGGGAUUAACUGCUUCCAUGGCUGUUAAGGAGGAAGAGACUGAAUCAGAUAAGGCAGUAGGCAUGAUAGAUGACACUGAAUUCAAUCAGGGUUUCCAUCAGAGUUAUAGACCAGCACCACCAGAUUCUAAUCCAUCUGAUGACUUCUUUGCAGAUUUGGCAGAAUUAGAACCAGACCCUCUAAAUCUCUUGCUUUCUCAAGGAUUUAGUGGAGAGAAAAUGGAUGAAGAAAGAGAAAACAAGGGCUUAGAUCCCUUCACCCUCUUUGAUUGGACAGGAAACAAUUGAUAAUUAGAAAAUCUAGGUGGGGUUUAUGGCAAGACCUUGAUGAAACAAAGCUACUAAUUAAACCUAGUUGCAUUAAUUUGUGGUGGAAUUUCAUUCACUUCAAAGUCUAAGGUCUGGUUAUAAACCUUAAAAUCCAGUAUGAUAUGAUAUGAUAUGAUAUUGAGAGGAAUUCAAUUCUACUUUUUUAUUGUUAUUUACCAGAACAGUCUGCAGAUUAGGGAAAACAGAAUAGAGUGUUUGAUUGAUUGGGAACAGACCCAUGAGACUCACAUUCUAUGGAAUACUGGUGGAUGGGACAGAAAGUUGAGGAACAGAAGCUCUCAACAGUUA